This is a messenger RNA of Drosophila eugracilis, 2113 nucleotides long. Its product is annotated as carboxylesterase 1E. NCBI's taxonomy places the organism in Eukaryota, Metazoa, Arthropoda, Insecta, Diptera, Drosophilidae. The record is from RefSeq and is a predicted model, not a curated record.
UUCCCAGUUGACAAUCAAGCGAAGCGAAAUGCAAAAGCAGCUCAAGCGGAACAUAUUUUUGCUACUAUGCCUGGUAGUGACCUUGACAAGGUGCGAGUCUAGCGGAGAGCCUCAUAUUCGAGUAAAACGCAUAGUUGGUGGCAAGGAAUCGAAGGCGCCACCAGUCGAUGAUCCUGUAGUGUUCGCGCGACUCUUCAAUCGCGAUGCCCGUAUCGAGGGCUUUCGUAAUCCCAAUACAGGAAUCUACUCUUUCCUGGGAAUGCACUACGCAGAGCCACCUCUGGGCCCUUUAAGAUACUCCCGGCCGGUCUACAAGAGAUUGGGUGGUGAUUUGAAUGCCACCAAGCACGGACCACCUUGUAUACAACCACAUCCGCAGUUUCCUCAGCGGAUUAUUGGCGAUGAGGACUGCUUGCUGCUGAAUGUUUACACACCUCAAAUGCCGGACGAGAGUACAGGUCUGCCGGUUUUCGUUUGGAUCCAUCCGGGUGGCUAUCGUUAUGGUUCCGCUGCGCAAUACGAUGCCACGCCCAUGGCUCAGAGGGGCGCAAUUGUGGUGGCUCCGCAAUAUCGUCUGGGAUCUCUGGGAAUUAUGGGCGAUGGCACCAAACAGUUCGAUGGAAAUCUUGCCAUGUUUGACCUGGCCGCCGCUCUCCGUUGGGUCACGGAUUAUAUCUCCUAUUUCGGUGGUAAUCCCAAACAGGUUCAGGCUAUUGGUCAUGGAUCUGGAGCAGCUAGUGCUAUGUAUCUAUCCAUGUCCCAGACGGCAAAGAGUGCCAGUGAUGUUCAUGGUGUGGUGGCCAUGUCUGGGACAGCACUGUCUCAGUAUGCCAUGGAUAAGGAACCAGUUCAGAGUGUCGAGGAGGUGGCCAAAAUCAAUGGAUGUCCCACUGGCAACGAGUUGGAGAUUGUCAACUGCAUGAGGGGGAAAAGCGCCGAGGAGAUCAUCAAGAACGAUGACAAAGUCCAAACCGAACGCUUGGCAGGACGAGCUUUGGUCAAAGGGUUAACUGGCAAUGUUGGUUUCCAACCUCACAUUGAAAGCGAGGAUGAUGGAAGAGCAUUACCCAGUCUUAUAGUUGGAGAACCGGAACAACAACUUAAGAGCAGUAACUUCUCGGGGAUUCCCCUGCUGACUGGAGUUACCAAACACGAAACAGCUAAUUCCGUGACUGUGGAAACUAUAGAAAAGGUUUUUGGUUCAGCGGAGCAGUUUCUGGGAUCUCUUAGUGACUCUCUAAAUAAGUUAACGAGUUUCCUAAAAAUCGAUAAGAUAACUGGUCAGAUUGCCAAACCGGAACUGCCGGGACUAACGAGUGUCCUAACACCAACUUUGCAGGAUGUGUGGAAAGUGCCUCAAGCCCUGAACGUAGAUCAAGUGCUCUCCAAGGUGGUGGAGUCCACGACAGAUGUUCUCUUCAAUCUCCCAGCAGUUCUGACCACCCAGGUUUGGUCUAAACUAGCUCCGGCGUUUAUGUACAGCUUCGAGUAUAAUGGCACCAAGUCGAAGGGUAUCAAUUUUCUAAAAGGCCUUCCCAUUGUCUCAGAAACAGCUCACGAUAAGCCCGAGACAGUGGGUCAUGGAGAUGAGAUCGGCUAUAUGUUCGAUGCCAAUGAUAUUUUUGGGAAUCCUUUAGAGGACACCCGCUUAACCAGUGCAGAAGAUAUUAAAGUUCGUAACAACCUCAUCGAUCUUCUGGUUAAGUUCGCCAAUAGGGACAAAGACAAGGGUAACAAAGGUUCGUCACUCUUCCAAAGUGUUACCGGAAAAGCUACGCCUUUCAUCAAGAUAGAUACCAAACUGGAGACUUCAAAUGAUUUCCGUUUCUGCGAAUUGUCCGUUCUGGGUGCUUCACUGUCUCCGCUGAGCUCCACCAGCUGUGCGGGAUUGGGAAAUCUAUUGGGCCAACUGGGUGGUGGAUUGGGUGGUGGAUUGGGCCAGACUCUGGGUGGAGUGGGCAGCACUUUGGGUUUGGGUGGUAAUGGUGGAGGUGGUAAUAGGGGCCGAAAACCAGGAAGCGGUGGUCUUGGUCUGGGGAUUUUGUAGGGAUUAUGUUUAUGCGAAGAAAAAAUUGUGAAUUAUAUUUAACGAAUAAAGAAAGAAGAAAGUUUA